AAGGGAUAAAGCGUUAAGGUAACAUCCUAGAAUGCCUUUCGUCCAAAAAUGGAGGGGUGCCACAUAAGCUCAAUGCAUGAUUAUAUUAUUAUAUGAAAAUUGAGAGGAAUGCGAGGGGCAAUAAUGUACUUUCAAAAGGAGCGCGAGAGAGAGUGUGAUGACCAAAGUUUCUUUCACGUAAAAAAUAUAAGCUUUUUGGCACUCUCUCAAGAAAACAGAGCCAAAAUGAAAGUGCCAAUGAACGAGGAAGCAAAGAAGAACCCACUUCUAGAAGGACCAUUUGAGAAAACCCAAAAACACCCAACACAAGAGCAAAGCUAAAACACCUGAUUCCAAGCCUAAAAUUAACCAUUCCUAAACUACCUCUUUUGUGACUAAAAUCUGCUUGCAUGCUCUACAUUUUGCUAAAGAUAGACCCUUUAGCUGGGCUUUUUGUUAAGUUGUCAAAAGAAAAGGAUGCUUUCUUUUUGUUUGACGUUGGGGCUAUAAUAAAUGAGUGUAAACGGGUUAAAUAGGGCUGUUUCCGUGAUGUGGGUUUGAGUUGAAAAUCGGGUAAAAGCACAUUUAUGGACAGUGAAAGAAGUGAAGGUGAUAGUUUAUAGUUUUAUUAGUGGGGUUUUGGGUUCUCGAUAUUGUGGUAUUUAGAUCGUUAAAAAAUGGUUGUUAAUGAGAUUGAGCUUGAGCAGCAACUUAAGGAGGCUGGGAAUAGGCUCUUAAACCCUCCCUCAUCUAUUGAUGAGCUUCUUAAUAUGCUUGAUAAACUUGAGCAUUUGCUCAUAAAUGUGGAGCAAGCACCAUCAAAAUCUAUGCAAGAUGCACUUCUACCCUCCAUGAAGGCCUUGAUUUCUAAUGCCUUGCUGAGGAACUCUGAUCCAGAUGUGAAGGUCUCAGUGGUAUCUUGUCUUAGUGAGUUUACGAGAAUAACAGCACCGGAUCCUCCUUACAAUGAUGACCAUAUGAAGGAAAUUUUUGAAUUGACUGUAGCAGCUUUUGAAAAAUUAUCCCAUGUAUCAAGUCGCUGCUAUAUGAAGGCAGUUUCAAUUCUUGACACUGUUGCAAGGGUUAGAUCAUGCUUGAUCAUGUUGGACCUGGAGUUGGAUGAACUAAUUAUAAAGAUCUUUCAACACUUCUUGAAGAUUAUUAGGUCCAACCAUCCGCAUGCUGUAUUUUUGGCUAUGGAAACAAUUAUGACCCUGAUAAUAAAUGAAAGUGAUACUAUAUCAAUGGGCCUUCUCACUGCUCUUUUGGCCAGUGUAAGAAAGGAAAAUCAGAGUGCUUCUCCUAUUGCAUGGAAGCUUGGAGAAAAAGUUAUAGUUAAUUCUGCUGCUAAACUUAAACCCUAUAUCAAAGAAGCAUUGCACUGCGAUGGCAGAGCUUUUGAUGAGUAUGCUCCAAUAAUUGCUUCUAUAUGCCAGGAUGAGUCUCAUACCGUGGUGCAUGAUCAUGUCAAUGGUUCUAGGGACCAUUUGGUGACUAAGGAGGGGCGACCACCAGAUGCUGCCUCUCCCGGAGAAAUUCUCCAUUUUGUGGAUGGUAUUCCUGAGUCAACAACAAGUAAUGGAAAUGCAUCAGCUAGAGAUGCUAACAAUGGCAUAAAUGAUAAUUCUACAAAAAGUAUGGAGCAUUGUCCUCUUAUCCAGCAUAGUGAUAGCACUGAGGCACAAGGCAAUGCUGAUAUUGAAGUUAAGUUGGAAAUGGAGCAAGGAACUGUCCCUAGGAAGAGAGGAUGGAAACCUAAUUCUUUGAUGAAUCCAGAGGAAGGAUAUGACCAUUGUUGGAUUCCUACAUGCAGAAAAGGUGCAAAAGUAUCUCGUGAAAGGAAGCUUCCCUACAUGGGAAUAGAUUUGUGCUUAGAUAGUACAGUUCCAAAGAAGCAUGUGACUGAACUUGUGGGAUUGACGCCAGAAACUAGUGGCAUCAUAGGUGCUUCUACCCCAUCACCAAAUCAAUGCCUUCCUGAUGGGACUCAUCGUAAAAAAAGCCGGCCAAAGAAAAAUCCAAGCAAUAUGAAUCAAGAUGCUGAUUCUAGUUCCUUAGAAGUAGUAAAGGUUUUGAAUACUGAAAGUAGGGAGAAAGCUAAAGCUGAAUAUGAAGUCAGUCUGAGAAAGCCAUCUGAACGAAGGAGUAACAUAGAAGUAAAGCUACACAAGCAGUCAAGAAAAAUUGGAAUUGCUGCAAAGACUGCUAAGUGGACAUCUCUGCCUUCUGCAAAUUUGUUGUCAGAUGAAAAAGAUGAUAUUCUGAAUGAACCUGAAGAAAGACCCGUGCAUCAGUCAACUCAAAUAGGAGUAAGAAACUCACAAAAAGGCCGCUCACUUGUCCAAACAGAUGCUAGGAAAAUAAGUUUAGUGAUUGGUGUUUCAAAUGUGCGUGCUGCUGAAGAGUCUAGGAUUAAGAAAAGCAAAUCGUCUGAUAGAGAUGGAAAUCACAAGGAAGAAAUACCUAAUAAAAAACUCAAGAGGAAGCGUACACCAAGGAAGGAAGUGCCUCCUGUUACUCCUGACUUUGAUGAGCAAUUGAUUGGCAGCAAAGUAAAAAUUUGGUGGCCAAAGGACAAGAUGUUUUAUGAAGGAGUUGUUGAUUCCUAUGACCGUACUAAAAAGAAGCACAGAGUAUUGUAUGCUGAUGGGGACGAAGAGAUACUAAAUCUAAAAAGGGAACGAUGGGAACUAGUUAGAGAUGAUAUUUUGUCUGAUAAACAGGUGCAAGUAACUGAUAUUCCAAAGGCUGAUUCUUCAUCUGAUAAAUCACAGCCGAGAAAGGUAAAAAAGAAGUCAGAGUUGGCCAAACAACUGAGUUUUAAUUUGAAAAGGAGCGGAGCUGCCAGUAUUUCCAAGAGAAAGGCUAGAACAUCCAGCAGUGAACUUGCUGUUGGCAAUAAGCAGGAUGAAUCUGGUUUUGUUGACAAAGCCAUCGAUGCCAGUAUUUCCAAGAGAAAAGCUAGAACAUCCAACAGGGAACUUGCAGUUGGAAAUAUGCAGGAGGAAUCUGGUUUUGUUGACAAAUCCAUCGACGGCACAUCCGGGUCUGACAGUGUCUCAGAAGGUGAAGGUAAAAAUUUCAUGGAGAAGCUGAACAUCAGAAGUACAAUGAUUGACAUUAAGUCCAAGCAGACAACACUAGGUAAUGCAAGUUCAUCUGGUGAUGGAAGUCCUAAAGGUGCUAUUGAAUUUUCUGGCAUUGAUGCUCCUAAACUGCAUGGCAUGACUAAAGGGAAAGGUGCGGAACAACCCAGCAUAAGUGAGCAACAGAGUGAACUGAGGUCAGUGGACUGAGCUGAAACUAGUUAGAAACUAAUCAAAAUAUGUACAGUAACAAAAAAGGGAAAGACUAGGAAGCUUUGUAAGUUUUGGUUUUGGUACAGGAGGCAGUGUCAGUCUAUAGCCUCUAGAUAAUAUUUGGUUUGCCUUGAUGUUUAGUGACAGUGAUGUAAAUGUAGUCCUUUUAGGCAUUUCAGCCAGUUGUCUUGGACAGUAAUUGGUUGCAAGGCCCUGUUUUGAAAUGGAUAUAUGUUUCCAAUCCUCAAGGCCUUAAGACCUCAAAUUCAACCUUCAGGACUGAGAUUUUGUAAUUAAGUCUAUGAAGAUAUGGAAAAGGUAGUUUCUUGAA
Molecule: messenger RNA, 3609 nt
Organism: Ricinus communis (castor bean)
Lineage: Eukaryota; Viridiplantae; Streptophyta; Magnoliopsida; Malpighiales; Euphorbiaceae
Product: sister chromatid cohesion protein PDS5 homolog D
Exons: 13
Coding region: 657-3275 (872 amino acids)
Biological process (GO): mitotic sister chromatid cohesion; DNA repair
Cellular component (GO): chromatin; nucleus
Source: RefSeq, a predicted model, not a curated record